UCCGUUUAUAUUUUCAAGAUGGCUGCGCCCUGGGCAGUGAUAUUUUUAUUUUUUUCCCUCACUGUUAUCAAGCCUUCCUGUAUAAAGAGCGACGAAGUAAAGAUUUCAACGAAGAAUGGGCCUAUGAAAAUGUUCACUGACGUGGAAAUAGCAAAAUAUGAUGGGUCAAAUCCGGAUCUACCUAUCUAUAUGGCUGUAAAAGGUGUUGUAUUUGAUGUGUCACAAGGUGAAGAAUUCUAUGGCAAGGGUGCUCCCUACAAUGCACUUGUUGGUAAGGAUUCUACCAGGGCAGUCGCUAAGAUGUCUUUAGAUCCUGAUGAUCUUACAUCUGAUGUGACUGGUCUAUCAGAUGAGCAAUUCAAAUCAUUGGAAGAUACAUUUAGGAAUGUAUACAAGGCUAAGUAUCCUGUAGUGGGUCACAUGGCUUUCAAUGAUCAUCAUAUACAUGGUGACCUUUGACAUGAUAAUAAAUCAUAAACUAGUACUGAAUGCAAUAUUAAGGGAAAUACUGCUAUACACUUGAAGAUAAUACAUAUUAAAACCUGCAGAAAAGACUAAAUGGGGAGUAGGCCAUUUCUAAGUAUAUAAAUCAGUCAGGUGUUAAAAGUAAUGUUCAGCUUAAUAUUCUGCCAAGCCAGUAAACACAUUUGUUAAUUUCAAUUUCAGGGCUGAAAUUUUGUAAUGGGGUUUGCUAAAACUUACAUCAUCACUGCAUCAAACUUAAAAUGAAGCUAGUCAAGGAAUGAAUCUCACUAGAUAACAUAAUUUGUUAUUGUAACUCAUAUUGGAGAAAGCAAUGUAAAUUGUGCUUCCGACACCAAUACUCAAUAUCCCUCUGUCUCAUUCAGUGUUUCAGAAUGAUGCAUUCUCUUUCAAUAUUUUUUAUGAAUCAUGCCAUAAUGAAAAGAGAUAUUUAGAUAUUAUAAUAAUAAUUACAUUCAUAAAACACUUAAUACAUUAUGUUUCUAAGCACUUUAUAUAGCAAUUAUUAUUACUAUGGUCAUCGGAUCCUGGCAUACCCGCACACAAUGUACACACCUCCACUCCCUAGGGAGCAUUCCAACAAGUGUUUUAAGACUCAAUUCCUUGGCAUACUACUUAGACUUUUGCCUCAUUCAGGGACCCCAUUUAACACCUGGGUGGAGAGUGGCAAAGUGUGGAUUGAGCCUUGUCAAAGGGUGUGUUUAUGCUUCCAUUGCAAGGACAGAAUUAGUAUUUUCAAACAUCGUUUCAAAACACCGAUCGUAAACAUGGUUCUGGGAGUGCUGUUUAUGCUUGACUUUUAGAGGCAAAAUCACGAACUCCAGCUGGAUUCGCAUUGUAAUUUGGUUUAACAGGAAAGCGAGGUCAAAUUGGGCGCGCCCUUUUUUCGAAAGUUUUUUUUUCCGAGUGUUGUUAUAGGGAAGGUAUGUCGACUUCCAAUAUUGUGGUAAUUGCAUGGAGAUACUUGACAUAGCCAUAUAAUUUCCACCAUGGUUAGGAUAAUAGUGAGAAAAAAUAAAAAAUAUUAACGUAUACAUAAUAACAUAGUAAAACAUCUAUUUGAAGAGUUUGGUUGCAAAAGGGGUUAGGUCCACUCCAAGAAAAUCAUUUUUCUAAUUCUCCCAUAUUGCAAUAU
Messenger RNA from Lytechinus variegatus (green sea urchin), 1618 nucleotides. RefSeq names its product neudesin-like (gene nenf). Gene Ontology annotation, cellular component: endomembrane system; membrane. Bases 19 to 459 code for a protein of 146 amino acids. Lineage: Eukaryota; Metazoa; Echinodermata; Echinoidea; Temnopleuroida; Toxopneustidae. The transcript has 4 exons. The record is from RefSeq and is a predicted model, not a curated record.